CUAAGAAUGUUAACUUAUAAAAUGCUAAAAUCAAGACGGAAUGCAAAAUUAAAGCAAGCUUUAAAAGAACAUAAAGCUAGAUUCAUGCGUCUAGAGCGGAGAGAUAAAGGAAAGGCCAACCUUAUUGUCAAAUUAGAUGACGAUAUCAAGGAAAUCAAAUAA
Molecule: messenger RNA, 162 nt
Organism: Dentiscutata heterogama
Lineage: Eukaryota; Fungi; Glomeromycota; Glomeromycetes; Diversisporales; Gigasporaceae
Source: the annotation of a GenBank genome assembly